AUGGCUGCAACUGAAGAUCAGGCCCAGGCCCAAGAGGUGCCCUGGUUCUUGAAGACAUCAUACCCUGUCCUUUUCCCUACUCACGAUGCCUUGUUCAAAUCACCUGCCGCCUUUGACAGUUAUCUCUCCGAUGAACUGCGGGGUGAAUAUGGGGUGAUGUCGAUGGAGUCCCUGGAAAUGGAAGACUCAAUGGACGGCAUCACUCUAGCUAGCGAAGAGAAGGAAUCAUCCACACCCGAUCAGAAAAAGGAAGACGAAGAGUUUCUGAACCGCAUGUUGACGGAGAACUCGGACGUCGCCUUUCGAUCUACUCAAAACGCACUAGUCGACCUCUUCUUCGAAAUGGAAGAAGUCGUUUCUGGUGAUCGGUUAAAGGAGCUGCUCGACGCUGCCUGGGCUGUUCAUCCACUCAUUACUCUGAAAAUCAUCUUCAAUGCGCGCUCAAUACACUUGGGCAAGAGCUCGAAAAACGUCUUUUACCGAGCCGCUGGCUGGCUGGCGAAGAACCAUCCGCUCACGCUUGUCGGCAACUUGAGAUGGCUCAGUAGGCCAAUCAUCGAGAAGAAGGUCAAGAAGGAGAACGAAAAUGAUGAAGGGUUUGUCAAGGUGGAAAAGCGUGAGGGAGAUGAGAAUGCGGUGGAUCAGUAUGAUGUUCGACAUGGAGUUUCGCAUGGUUACUGGAAAGACUUGCUGAAUAUCCUUGUUUUGGCGAUGGAGAAGAAGCUGGAUGUGCUUGAGAAUCCGAGAGAUGUCUUGAAUGUGGAAGAUGAAGAUAUCAAGAAUGCUGUACUGGCGAGGCGGAAAAGGAAGAGGGAUGGUGUGAGCUCUGCAAAGACCGCUCGAUCAAAAAAGUCAGCAAAGCGUGCAGCCGCCAUCGAAGCUUCUAAACAGAGGGCAAAGGCGAAGGAGAUGCGAGCGAAGCCCAACAGACACGUCCUGGAAGAGCAAACUGUUCGCAUUGGAAACCCGGAAUUCGCCCAGCAAGUCGCGGCCUUUGAGGAAUCUCAGGCAAAAGCUGAAGCGGCUCGAAUAAGAGCUGAAAAGCGAGAACUGGAAGCCACACAGCCAACACAUGCCUUGGAGAAAGAGACGGCACGUAUUGAAAACCUCAAGUUGGCUAGGCACCGGGAACGAGAUGACCGGCAUGCGGCCUCUAUGGACUGGUUCAACACCAAUGCCGUUUACCGAACUUUGCAUGUCGCUGUGGCGCGACUCUUUGCUGACCAGCUUCACUCUGACCUGGCGGCUCUCCGGGACUCUGAUCACAGAGCCAAAAGGGGCAUCUCUCUCUGUGCAAAAUGGGCUCCUUCGCAUGGCAAUUUCCACGACAGACAUACUUGCAUCAUCAGCUCCAUCGCCGAAAUCCUGUAUCCGCGAGAGUCGCUCGCCAGUGUGGUCUCUACAUCAGAUAGCCGGGAAGUAUAUCUGCGCUACGCACGAGAGCAGUAUCGCAAAGACGUGUCUGCCCUGAGAAAGCACCUCGAAGUCGUGGAGCGGGAUAUCAGCGCCAGUACAUUCGACAAGAUCAAAUAUGAUCGCGUGCCGUCCAUCGCGAUGAAGAACUACACUCGAGUCUUCAUUGAAAAAGAUCUGGAUCGCUUCCAAGAGUACGUUGGCAAGGUUGCCGAGGGAAAGGCCAAUAUCUCAGGAGCUCAUCUCAGCCAACAUGAGCUCAUCAAUCACACCAUGAGGGAAAUCGAGGCCAAGGUUGCCGAUGGCCAGUGGAAGACGCUUGUUCAGCGGAUAAAAGACUCGGGCACCCUGUCUUCGUGCAUUGCAGUAUGUGAUGUGUCUAGCAGCAUGAGUGGCCCUGUCUUCAAGGACGGCACCACUCCCAUGCACUCUGCGAUCGGACUGUCUCUGUUAGUUGCGGAGGUGACGGAGGAGCCGUUUGGCGGCAAGUUUAUCACGUUCGACUCGCGGCCGUCGAUGCAGUCUAUCAGUAUGAACAAGACGUUUCCCGAGAAAGUUCAGGAGAUUAUGCGUGCGCCUUGGGGUGGGAAUACGGAUUUCGUGGCUGUUUUCGAACAGUUGAUUCUCCCCCUGGCCAUCGAAAACAAGCUCAAGCAGGAAGACAUGGUGAAGCGUGUGUUUGUGUUCAGUGACAUGCAUUUCGACUCGGCAGAGAGCAGCUACAACUAUUAUAGCUCGAAUGGACCUCAAAAACAGGCGACGUGGGCGUCCUCCUAUGAGAGGAUCAAGGUUAAAUACGAGGAGCACGGGUAUGAGCUGCCGGAGCUCGUAUUUUGGGAUCUCGCGGGUGGGAGAGGGGGCGGGACUGCGCCGAAGCCGGUGCUUGCGGGGGAGGCGGGCACGGCGCUGGUGAGCGGGUAUUCGCAGGGCAUGUUGAAGGUGUUUAUGGAUAAUGGAAUGUUUGAGGCUGAAGAGGAGGAGGAGGAGGGAGAAGUUGAUGUGAAGGAUGAGGAUGAGGAUGAGGAUAUGGUGGAGAUUACUGCGACUGAGAAGACGAAGAAGGCGAAGAUGAAUCCGUUGGCGACGGUUAAGAAGGCGAUUUCGCACAAGGCGUAUGAUAUGCUUAAAGUAAUGGAUUAG
This is a messenger RNA of Trichoderma breve, 2553 nucleotides long. RefSeq lists its product as uncharacterized. Bases 1 to 2553 code for a protein of 850 amino acids. The record is from RefSeq and is a predicted model, not a curated record. The transcript is spliced from 2 exons. Lineage: Eukaryota; Fungi; Ascomycota; Sordariomycetes; Hypocreales; Hypocreaceae.